Molecule: messenger RNA, 642 nt
Organism: Rotaria sordida
Lineage: Eukaryota; Metazoa; Rotifera; Eurotatoria; Philodinida; Philodinidae
Source: the annotation of a GenBank genome assembly
AUGAGACGAUCAAAAUUAAAAACUCCAUCAGCUGAUACAAAGAAUAGACGUACAUCAUCUGGUACACGUAUCGAUUGGGUACCACCACAUCCAGCAAUCGGAGCUCAAUUAUUAGCAUCAUUGGAAAAUCAUCCAUUAGAUGAACGAGAUAUAGCUGGUAUUCGUCUUUCACGUGGUGUUUAUAUGCAUUUUACUGCACAAGAAAUUCGUGAUCUCAAAGAAGUAUUCGAUUUUUUUGAUCAUAAACGUCGAGGAAAUCUUAAACCAAAAGAAAUUGUCUAUGCAAUGAGAACAUUAGGUGUUAAUAUAACAGUUGAAAAAUGUGUUGCUUAUAUAGAAAAAGAAAGUCGAGAUAAUUUAACACUUGAUUUUGGUGAAUUUCUUCUUUUACUUGCGAAUUUUCAAAGUGAAGAACAAGAUGAUUAUGAUGAAUUAAAUUUAGCUUUUCAAUUAUUUGAUAUUGAAGGUUGUGAAUAUAUUGAUAUGAAUAUUCUUCGUCGAAUAAAUGAACAAACAGGUUUAAAAUUAAGUGAACUUGAUUUACAAUUAAUGUUUCAAGCAGCUGAUCGUAGUGGUGAUGGACGUAUAGAUCGUCAUGAAUUUAUUCGAAUGAUGAGACAAACAAAUUUAUUUUCACGUUGA